CGCCCGCGCGGCCAGAUGCCGCCCCUCCGCCGGUCCCUCCCUCGGCCGCCUGGCGCCUCCCUCCCUCCCCGCCGCGGUGACUCACGGAGCGGGAGGCGGAGGCUGAGGCGGCCGCUCCCGCUGCUGCUGCUGCUGCUGCUGCUGCUGCUGCUGUGCUGCUGGUGCUGCUGCUGCUCUGCCGCUGCCGCCGCGGCUGCUCGGGCUGUGAGCGCCCAGGAACAGGCCGCCGCGCGCCGCUCUCGGACCCGCAGCCCCCGCCGGCCCUGCCGGGUCGGGCGGCCCAGGGCUGCACCCUUCUAUUCCUCCCCGGCCACAACCCUCCCGUCACAGUUGAGCGCCUGUUUGCCUGAAGGUGAUUUCCAGAAGCAGGAGUUACAAGUGUGUAACCCUAACCCCUCCACGCCCGGCUUCCUCCCCACCGGCUCCUCCUGGAGGGAGGAAACCCUGGGACUGCUCUCCCGGGACCUUUCUGCAGGUCGGGUCCCUGCAGCACCUGGACACGGCUGCUGCCUGCAGGAGCCACCCUGUGACAGGAGUCCCCAGAGCUGGCCAGGGGAUGAACCGCGAGGGGGCCCCCGGGAAGAGUCCGGAGGAGAUGUACAUUCAGCAGAAGGUCCGAGUGCUGCUCAUGCUGAGGAAGAUGGGCUCCAAUCUGACAGCCAGCGAGGAGGAGUUCCUGCGCACCUACGCGGGGGUAGUGAACAGCCAGCUCAGCCAGCUGCCCCAGCACUCCAUCGACCAGGGUGCAGAGGAUGUGGUGAUGGCGUUUUCCAGGUCGGAGACGGAGGACCGGAGGCAGUAGCUGCGAACCCCUUGGAACACCCUGGAAGCUGGCAAGGCCCAGGAGAUCUGUGUGGACCUCACCAGCUGAGUGGCGGAGGGUCACCUUCUCUAGCCCCUGUCCCCCACCCCACCCCCUCCUGUCCUGCCACUCGGGGUCAUCGAGGGGGACACCAGUGGUGCAGUUAUGAUUGGCUUAAAGGGACGGACUCAGAUUGGCUGCGGGAAGAAAUGUUUUUAUUUUUUAAAUCUUGACCAACAGAAACCUUUUUAUUUUUAUUUCUGACUCUUUAUUUUUUAAACAAAAAUUGCGCCUCGGUGUAUGGCUUCCCAGGAAGCUUGCCGAGCUCUGGUGCUUUAUUUAGGUCACUUUUUAGGAAUGUGAAGAGGUCCAAUUGGCUGCUUAAACUGGAAGAGGAUUUUGAUUGGCUGGCUAAUGGGAAAGGGUUUUGUUUUUUUGUUUUUUUUUUUUCUUUGAUUGGCUGCAGGUGUUCUGCGGAUCGCACCAGCUUCUCUCUUUUGAAUGCUGAAAACAGGGUUUGGGACGUUGGUUGUUACAUUUGACUUGAAAAAAAGAAAGAAAGAAACCAAGUGCGCUUUGCAAUAUUUAUUACACAAAAAGCUUGCAGCUGCUUUCCCUGCGUUUUGUGUUUGCAUUUGAUCGGCUUUCCAUGUCUGUGUGUUUGGUGUCCCAUUGGCUGACCUAUGGCUCCCAUUGCCGUGGGCGGACCCCUCUCUGCCAGCUUGAUGACCACACCUGGCUCUGCCAGCAAGGGGACCCCGAGGACCCCCAAGCAGGGUCCACAGCUGGAAAGCAGGGUCCCCAAGGAGGUUUGUGUGGUCCUGAAGGAGCAGCCCAGAGCUUAGAGGUGACCAUUAGCCAGGAUUUAUGUGCAUCGCUUCCAUGGGUUAGCAGCCCGCCAGCUUCCCUUGGUGAGAAUGGAAUCGCUCACACGCUGCCCGACCGGACCUCUCCAGCCCGCCCUUGCCGAGCAGAGAGCGCGGUCUGGGCAGCCCUGUCCUUUCUGCCAUUCCAUCCAUAUCCUAAUUCCUGAGGCCUCAUCUGGGAGCUCCUCCUAUAAGGGUGAGGGGCUGCUCCCAGCUCUGAGACCCCAAAAUGUAGCAGAGGUCUCUGCUUGGGAGCCCAGAAUCCACCCAGCCACCCCAGCUUGGCUCACAACGUCCAGGAGGCCUUUGGCUCCAAACGCACCUCCACCUCCCCCAGCCUCUUCCGGAGGUGACUGCCGCUGGGGCCGUGGGCUUGACCAGCACUCGGAGCUCUGCCAUCCGAGGCCCGGGCCCUUCAUUGCCCUGCCUUCGGAAGGGUCUCUCUCCAUGGCCACCUGGAAGGGACACUGUCGUUGUGUACCUGUGAGGUGCCCACUGGGACCGCUGGCAGGGCCUUCACUGGGCAAGUCCCACCAGGAUGGCCCUUGGCCCUGGCCCACGGAGGCGCAUUGCAGAGCAGUGGUCUUUAACGGGCUUCCGGAACCCGGGGUCUCCCCUCCUGCCCUCCUCCUUCCCCCAGAGGCGGCCUCCUCUGCUCCCUGCAGCCCUCACAGGACUGGGAUCUGAGUGCUGAGUGGGAGGAAGAUGCAGGCCCGGGCAGAGGAUGCUUCCAGCCUGCCCCUCAGGGGGCGGAGGGCCAAGGCCUCCUUCUUGCCCUGGUACCCACAGCCAGGGGAAGCCUCUCAGAGCCAAAUCUGUCCCUUCUCAGUGCUUGGGGCUGUCGUAGAGCAUGGUAGCUGAAUGCCAGCAUGUCCUGGGCCUGAGCCCUGGAGAACCUGUGGCCAGUGGGCCAUUCAACCUGUGCUCUGAGCUUCCCCGAGCCCUGCCCCAGAAAGAGCUGAGUGUCACAACCUAGACACCCAGGUCCUCUGAACCCCCGGGCCCCUGGUGCUGGGUAGCUAAGUGUUAACAUGAAAAGGCCAUUGAUCCCCAGGGGAUGAGGACUGAGCAGGGGCCUGAGAGCAUCUUCCUCUAGGAGGGGCAGUGCGGGCACACACACACUGACACACACACACUCACUUCUAGCUCAGCGGCCUGCAACUCCAGCAGAGCCCCUGGGGAAAGGUGAGCUUUUCAGUCUCCCCCCCGCCCCCCACCAGGCUGUAACAUCUGUUGUCAGGCGGCCGUACUGGUGUUGCCAGCUGCCCCCUCUCCUGGUACCUGUAGGUCCUAUAAAGGGCCCAUGUCCUAGCCUGCAGUCUAUCCCUGCCCCAGCCUGUCCUUGUCAAGGUCAUGGGCCUUCCUCUUGUAACUGUGAUGGCCCUGAUCUGUCUCAUCUUCUGAAGGAGAAAAGUAAAAAUGUUGCUGUGGCUUCAUAUUUCAACUAAAAAUAUAUCUGUUGGAGGAAAAAAAAUUAACAAUAAAGAUUUUUAAUAGUU
Molecule: messenger RNA, 3167 nt
Organism: Sus scrofa (pig)
Lineage: Eukaryota; Metazoa; Chordata; Mammalia; Artiodactyla; Suidae
Source: RefSeq, a predicted model, not a curated record